Molecule: messenger RNA, 5128 nt
Organism: Labeo rohita (rohu)
Lineage: Eukaryota; Metazoa; Chordata; Actinopteri; Cypriniformes; Cyprinidae
Product: constitutive coactivator of PPAR-gamma-like protein 1
Exons: 16
Coding region: 326-3556 (1076 amino acids)
Cellular component (GO): nucleus
Source: RefSeq, a predicted model, not a curated record
UGCGUCUCUGCACUCCUCUCUUUCCCCUACACACCAGAUACAUCCAGACCACAGACAUGGCUCCAUAAGGGUGCACAUGGCGGCUAGCAGCCAUGAACCAAAAAACAACUCACCAAAAACUACAGAUGCAUCUCCGAUUUGAUUGAUUUUCGAUUGAUCAACUUCCACAUCCGCUGCAAUAUUCUUCAAUCCGGUUUUCAGCAUUCGGGAGAGGCUGCUUGCUUGCAACUCUCUCUCUCUCUCUCUGUCUCCAUUUCCUCCAGACAAUUUUACGUUCUUACUCAACCCGAAAUAACAGUAGAUAUCAUAUUGUAGAACAACAGUCAUGGGUGUCCAAGGUUUCCAGGAAUACAUUGAGAAGCAUUGCCCCAAUGCCGUGGUGCCGGUGGAGCUCCAGAAGCUCGCCCGAGGGAGUCUGGUCGGCGGCGGCCGGCAGAGACCCCCUCAAACUCCGCUCCGGCUGCUAGUGGACGCCGAGAACUGCCUGCACCGGCUCUACGGCGGCUUCUACACCGACUGGGUGAGCGGAGGCCAGUGGAACCACAUGCUCGGGUAUCUCGCCGCCCUCGCCAAAGCCUGUUUCAACGGCAACAUCGAGCUGCUAGUGUGCUUCAAUGGCGCCCUGGAGAAAGGCCGUCUCCACGAGUGGGUCAAGCGACAGGUGAACGAGAGGCAGACCGCCCAGCAGAUCGUCAGCCACGUCCAGAACAAGGGAACCCCGCCGCCCAAAGUCUGGUUUCUGCCCCCGGUGUGCAUGGCCCACUGCAUCCGCCUGGCGCUCCUCAGGUUCCACAUCGGGGUUGUCCAGACCAUCGAGGAUCAUCACCAGGAAGUGAUUGCCUUAUUUAGAGAAAAUGGGUUCCAUGGCCUGGUUGCCUAUGAUUCGGAUUACGCCCUUUGUAACAUCCCUUACUACUUCAGUGCCCAUGCUCUCAAACUUAGCCGCAACGGCAAAAGCCUCACCACCAGCCAAUACCUGAUGCACGAAGUUGCCAAGCAACUUAAUCUCAAUCCAAAUCGUUUUGUCAUUUUUGCUUCACUUUUAGGGAAUCACAUACUGCCUGAUGAAGACUUGGCUGCCUUUCACUGGAGUUUACUUGGACCUGAGCAUCCUUUAGCAUCCUUGAAGGUCCGUGCCCACCAACUCGUUCUUCCUCCAUGUGAUGUCGUCAUAAGAGCCGUGGCAGACUAUGUCCGCAACCUACAAGAUGUCCAUGACCUGGAAGCUAUUGCUAAAGACAUAUUCAAGCACUCCCAGUCUCGAACCGAUGACAAAGUUGUCCGUUUCAAAAAAGCAGUGGAGUAUUAUGCCACCGCCAGCAAGCCCCCUCACUUCCCCCCUUAUUUAGUCAGACCAAAUCAGAUGGGAUUGCCAGCAGCACCGCAGAUGCUUAACAUUCCAGGCAAACCUGGGGUGAGUACCGUUCCACCAUUAUGGUCCACCCUGAAUGACUCACACUUACCCAUCAGUCUGACACAUACAUGUUUCUGUUCAUUCUCCAAGGUCCAGCAUGGCUAUUCCGGCCCUCCGUUGGCCGAGCCUGUCCAUGAGGCGGACCCGUCGGGUAAAGGGCUCCUAGAACAGAACAGCUACAGCAACAUUCCUAACGACGGGAAGCAGCACACGCCGCUCUACGAGAGGUUGUCCCCCAUCAACCCGGCUCACGGCGGCAACUCCAACCACACAGACCCAGCCUUCUUCACCACCUCGUCCACAUCCUCGUCCUCCGAGAAUGAGGAAAACACAGGCUCCACUGCCAACCAUGUAAGUGACCAUAAGGGAUGGGACAAACAGAGAAACCAGAUGGAUAACAUCCCAGAAGGAGACCAUGGGGACCAAAAUAAAUCUGAUCCUUCUGUGACCUCACCUGUAAACCAAAACAUAGAGGGCAGAGGUCAUGUAGGGGUCAAUGCCCAAAUUCCAUCCCUCCUUUCUAUGCCAACAAGAAAUCACAUGGAUAUUACCACUCCCCCUUUACCAGUGGUAGCACCAGAGGUGCUACGAGUCGCUGAGCACAGACACAAAAAGGGCCUCAUGUACCCAUAUAUUUACCAUGUUCUUACCAAGGGUGAGAUAAAGUUAUCUGUCACCAUAGAGGAUGAAGCAAACAAAGACCUGCCCUCUGCCGUGCAGCUGUACCGGCCAAUCCGUCAGUAUGUUUACGGGGUGCUCUUCAGCCUGGCCGAAGCCAAAAAGAAGGCAGAGAGACUCGCCAUGAGGAGAAAUCGCCUUCCUGAUUAUCCAACAGUGAUAAUAAAAGAAUGGGCUGCUUACAAAGGCAAAUCUCCACACACCCCUGAACUAGUGGAAGCUCUUCCCUUCCGGGAGUGGACCUGCCCAAACCUGAAGAAACUCUGGUUGGGCAAGGCAGUAGAGGACAAGAACCGGAGGAUGAGGGCUUUCUUGGCUUGUAUGAGGUCGGACACUCCAGCUAUGCUAAACCCUGCCAAUGUCCCCACACCUCUUAUGGUGCUGUGUUGUGUGCUACGGUUUAUGUUACAAUGGCCAGGAGUAAGAAUUUUGCGUCGUAACGAACUUGACGCUUUCCUAGCUCAAGCACUUUCUCCUAAACUUUAUGAGCCUGACCAGCUGCAGGACCUGAAGAUUGAUAACCUGGAUCCACGCGGCGUUCAGCUGGCUGCUCUUUUUAUGAGCGGCGUGGAUAUGGCGCUGUUUGCCAAUGACGUGUGCGGACAGCCCAUUCCCUGGGAACACUGCUGUCCGUGGAUGUAUUUUGAUGGCAAGCUGCUACAGAGUAAACUCAUCCGGGCCAGCAGAGACAAGGCCCCACUCAUUGACCUCUGCGAUGGUCAGAGUGAACUAGUUGCCAAGGUGGAGAAGAUGCGUCAGAGUAUCCUGGAGGGUCUGAACUUUUCUCGGCCACCCCAGCCGCUCGCAUUCCCCCCUCCACCUCCACACGCAAUGCCUUUCUACCCCCCCAACAGCACCUUCUACCCUCCACCUCCUCUGCCCCCAUUGCAGGGUAGGGGCAGGGGUAUGCCUGUAGGGCUUCAAGCCAUCCCCUCACAGGGUGGCAAGCUUGAGAUUGCAGGCACAGUGGUGGGUCAGUGGGCUGGUAGUCGUCGUGGAAGAGGAAGAGCCUCGUUUCCCAUUCAGGUGGUGUCAGUUGGUGGACCAACCAGAGGUCGUCCAAGAGGUGUGAUUUCUACUCCUGUUAUAAGGACCUUUGGUCGAGGAACCAGAUACCACACUAGAGGGUUCAAGAGUCAGGUAACAUACCAGAGCAAGCCUGCAUAUGCUGCCUCAACCAAUGAAGCGAUAAAAGACCGAAAGAAGCCGAAAUUGGUGACCAAAACACCACAUCUGUCCUUGGAAGAGUCCACGGCGGCAGAGAACGGCUUGGUGGAGGGUAAAGAGGCAGACCAGCUCAAUGGGAACGAAGGGGAAAGCAGGGCUACAAACCAACCUGAAAGUGCCUUUAGCAACGAAUCUAAAAUGUGCAAUACAAAUCCUCAUUUAAAUGCACUAAAUGAAGACGGCGAGGGCCGCAGAGAUGAAGCUCUGGGCGCCGCCGUCUUAAAAACAGAAGAGUAAACCUAUUUUUAUAGAGAGGGUGAAGGUUGAUGGAAGGUUACGUGUUAAGGAAUAUCUGGAAGGAUGGAAGGCCUACAGUUGGUGUACAUUUUUUCCUCUCCGAAAGCGAUAAAUGAGGACUUACGAAUUUUUGAAAUCCCUCUUCGACGUUAAAACCACAAAGUAAUGAUGAGGAAUCCUCUCGGUAAAACAUAGAUAUACAAGUCAUAUAGAGAAUCUUACCAGUUUAAUGAUGAAAGACGGUGUUCUCCCUCGUCGACGAUAUUACGUGUUUCAAAACUGGUUACAUGAAAUGAUUUUACUUUCUCGAUGAAAUGCAGAAACCGAAAUACUGAUCUUCAUUUGCCAGUCUUUUAGUUUUAGUAAGUUGAGAUUCAAGUACCAUAUAUAUAUUUGCCAUUGUAACUGAGUUUGUAUCGUCACGGUAAAUGCUUUUUUAUUGUUUGAAAACGUAAAACUCACGAUUUGAAAAAGACUAAACCAAGAACGCAUUUCUCACGUGUCAUCACUGUGAGUUUACUCGUGCUUUCAAAUGUGCGGUUGUUUUGGCAUUGAGUAACUAGUAUUACUACUGCAUCUUAAGUUCUGAUGAUUUCAUUAUGUCAUACAUUAGCGAUUAUAGGUAAUAUGUCAAGAAAUGGUUAGAAAUAUCUCACGAGUUGCAAAUGAGCUCUUGAAAAACACCAACGUCUCUUUGCGUGUCAGAAAAUGCCAUGCAUCAGUGAUCAACGAUUAAUGUGGUUUCUUGAAUCAAAUGUAGCACAUUAGUACAACUGUCAGCUAAACUGCAUGGCUCACGAUUAAAAGAAAAAACAAAAAACAAAACGGUGUGUAGUUAUAAUGCAUGUUGUCCUAUUUCUUCCUUCAUUACAAAAUACAGUGCCCAUCUGCAAAUUUAAAAAGGCUGAUAAUCAGUAAUAGUCCUAUUAAAGGUGUUAACUGUUAGUCAGUAACUGAUUUGCGCUAACCUUAAGUUGAUUAUUUUUGUGAUUUAUUGACCUCUGUUGUAUUUACUCCAACAUUAUCUAGCCACUUUAAAUAUUGUUAAUCCUGGUGUACUCAUCACUGUAUACAUUAUUGUUCUCUGUUGCUGUUUUCCGCAUUCAUACUAGCAGACCAUUUCUGAAAAAAACAAAAUCUUUGAGAAAAAAAAUGGCUUUGAUCUUAAAUUCUCCCCCCUUUUCUUAGCUCGGAACAAGAAACGUUCGACCCUCCCAUUUGAGACUUUAGCCUAAGCAAGUACACUUGUAAUCAUUUUGAUGUUUACUUUAGUGUUUCAGAACUUAUAAACGUACUUCUAAACGAGAAUCAUUACUUCUCCAUCUAAUCCUGAUGCUUUUCAUUGCACAUUAGUGAUCAGAAAUAUGGUGUAUUCCCCUCAGUCCCCUGCCGCAAGUCUAAGUAGGUUACCUUGAUGUAAGUUGAUCGGAGUUUCUUCCUAACUUAUGGGUUGUAAAAGAAUGAACUACUGUUGGGUUUGAGUGAUCGUUGAUGGUUUGUGGUGUGAUGUAUUUGAAGGAAAUUGAAUGCAACUUACAAUGCUUAAUAAAAGUCUUUAUUCUUUUAGAAUAA